AAAGUCACAGUGACACUUCAAUGAAGAUGCUACCUAUGCCGAAGAGAAAGCUUCUCCCAUCAAUGUAGGAAAUCCACUUCCCUGAGAGGUGAUAGCUAUGUCAAUAGGAGUAUAGCUAAGGUUAAGUAUGAUGUCUGCUAUAUAGACAUCAGAGCUAUGGCUUUGCUUCCUCUAGUCCCACUGUGAUAUAGCAUGACAGUACAAGCUGUAAGAUUUUAUUUGACAACUUUGUAGUUACGAAAGUUGCAAAAUAGCCACAGAAAAGUAAAACAACACAGCACUGUUUUAAAAAGCAUUUUGCCACCAAUUCUGUGUUAGUGGCACUGGUACAAUGAACUCUGUACACAAGUAUAGUAGGAGACUGCAUUGGCACAUUUAUACAGGUGUAGCUACAGCAGCGCAACCCACUCUUCCUACUACUGCAACCCUGGUGUAUAAAAGAGCUCACUAAAGCUGAUUUAAAACUGAAGCCAUGACUCUGCAUUUUUGUCAUACUGCAUAGCUUAUGGGACGAUGGGUGUAAACCAGUGCUGCUUAACAUGAGUAUGGCAUGCAGAAAUUGGCCAUGUGUAUCUAGGCUUUUGAUAUUUUGAAAAUGCAGCUCUAGUGUAAUACCAUUGCUUAUUAAAAAGCCAAUGUAUUAAAGUAAUUCAAAUAAAAGUGUAAACAUAUGCUUUACACUCACAACACCAGAUGUAUCCUAGAACAUUCUAGCUUUGGGUGGGAAUUUACAUAGGGCUUUGCUCUUUUUACAAUAUGCAUGUUUCCACUUAGGAUAAAUUAAUAUAAUUAGAAAUGCGGAAUAUAAUUAGAGCUAGGUACAGUGCCGGACAACUGCCACCUACAUACCCAAAUGCAGCAUUGUUAAAUAAUAUAUAUAUGGGAGAAGAAGGAUAGCUUUGGCAUUUAAGGCAUUCAGGAAAUAUAGGUCUAUUUCCUGUCUCUACCAUGAACUUCCUGUGUGACUACUGGCAAAUCGCCUUCUCUGUGCCAUCUGUAAAAAACCGAUGAUAAGUCUGUUUGCCUUUUCUCCAUCCUUUGUUGGUCUUGCCACUCUAGGUAGCAAGGCCCAGAGUUAGUGUGAGGAAAUACUGCUCCUAGAACAAUGGAACCCCCUCUCUCAGUUAGAUGCUGCCAUACUUCAAGUGCACAACCAUAAUUUUGCAUCUAUUCACAACUCCUCCUCCCCUCCCCCCCCCUUCAGGUACAGUGUCCAGACAACUGCCACUUCUAGGCAGCUCCGCGAGAAGCCUCUCCUGUUCCUCUGCCCUCCCUCCAAACUCCUUUCUUCCUUAUUGUGUUCCAAAGGUUUCCUGUGGGCUUUCCCUCCGAGUCCUCCUGCUCCUCUCCAAAGCUGCAGGAUUGUUGGUUUUUUUCGGUUCAGAAGGGUUCCAGUUCCAAUCUAUCUAACCCUCUCUGACAUGCACAGAGAGACAAAGUCAGAGCAACUGCCAUGAGAAAUGAAUUAAUGAGCCUUAAUGUGGCGCCAAGUCUCCUUUCCUUCUCCUUCGCCCAUGAAGCUAAUAUAUUGCUUCUGAAGCUUGUUGUCUCAGUAGCAUUUUCUCUCUCCUGCCCCGCUUGCUAUUUAUUGGCCAGGCAUCCUUUGGUCCAGUCAUGUUUUUGUCAGUUUCUUUCCCUUCAUCGCUCCCUCCCUCUCGCCCAUCCAUCUAUACAUAUAAGGCUAAAUCUCCACCCGAAACACUCCAUCCGAAAAUGGCUACGGCAGCUGUUGCAACUUGUUUAUAAUCUAAAUAAAUUAAUUUGAUAAGAUCAUCCAUGAUAGGAUGUCUAAUGUACUUGGAAACUGCAGAUCGGGAAACCCUGGGACCAAAUUAGCAUGCAGCAAGGAUGACUGGGUGCAGCUUCCAUCUGGCUUCCCGACUUUUCCUAUAUAUAGACCUGAAGCCCCCCUGCCCUCCUUCCCGCCUCAGUAGAUGUGACGCUCUGUGCCCUACCAGUAUAUUGCAAAGUUCACGAAUGGAGUCAGAGCAUCUGUCGGACGGAAGAGGUACAAGCUCAGGAGCGAGGGCAGGCGCAGAAAGGACCCAGCGAAUCAGGCUCUGGAGCACUCCCAUACAGCCUCCUCCGCACAAUUUUGCAAGGCAUUGGGGAACAAGGGUUUAUGUUUGCACCACCAGAGAUGCAACUGGUUAUUUGCUUGUAGGUAUCUGAAACCCGUCCAAAAGAUGCUGAAACUUUCUUUUUCCAGGCCAGGCAAACACAUUUUCCGCCGUGUAAUCUAUUUUGUCAAAAAUCAAAAAGGUAAGCAGGCAUUGCAUUUGCACACAGCACUUAAAUAGCCGAAGAGAAGUGGAAGAAGAGAAAUAAGAUCCACUGCUGUCAAUUUCAAGUCCUCUCUCAAAGGAAAUUCUGUACCCUCCAGAAACAGGUAGUAAAAUGAUCUGCUGUGCGGCAAACCUAGUCUUCCCCGCCCCAGCCCCUUUCCUGUGAUCAUCUAUACAAUAAAAAAAUAUAACGCAAUCAUCCACGGUACAGCGUUCCAAAAGGAACUCCGUAAAGCCACCAAAUCCAGCAUGAAACGCUAUAGACUGCAGGGGAGGAAGCGACACAUUUAAAAGCAACGUUGAAAAUGGCGUGGAGUAUAAUUAUCUCAAAUUGCUAUUCGCCUGACACCCUGACACUAAUUCUAUUCAAGCCACUGGGACGCAAAAUAGGACAAAAGCGUUCUUGCCGGUUGCUAGAGUAAGGGUGUGUGUGUGUGCGUGCGUGUGAUUGUGUGUGUGUGUAUGGGGGGAGGGCUAGAGAGAGGGAGGAUGUUAAACUUUCCAUGUCAGGAGGAAGAAAGAAAGAAAUUAAAUAAUCAAUUUAAGGGAAAGCGUCUAAACAGAUCGACAGCUUUAAUGCCAACAUUUUUAACGCUUGCCCUGUACGUGGAUUGAUUUUUUUUUCUCCAGCAUUCCCUCAGCAGAUGGAUUUUUGCCACUGCAGCUCAGCAGAGGGUGUCAGAUCUUUGAGAGUGCACCAGGUUGGAACGAGCAGAGGCUCUUAGCAACUCUCCUUCCGUGUGUGUAUGUGUGUGUGUGUGUGCAACUCAGAAACAGGAGAAGAAGAAAAAGGAAAGAAGAGAGCCCGAGGUGGGAGAGAGAGAGAGAGAGAGACUGACAGAGAGAAAGAAAGGGGAGAAGAAGAAGGGAUCGGAGGAGAGGAGAAAUGGACAGCCAAAAAACGCAGCGAUUGCAGAUUUUUUGCAGCGCCAUUGGUUCGGCAUCCGGUCCUUAGGCUGGGGCGUGAUUUCAGCACCAAGGGGGACUGGACAGCACCCAGAGGGGGACUCCUGGGCACCGAGCACCGGCGGCAGCAGCAGCAGUCAGGAGCCCGGCUUUGAAACAGGAAAGCAAGGUCAGUCCGAAGCAAAGCGAAGCUCACAGGCAGCUCUCUUCUACCACCGCUGCACUGUCUGCCUGAUUCUCUCUAAAAUGCAGUGGCUGCUUAUAAUUACUAGCCUUAUUCCUGUUCCGAUUAGCGAAGCCGGACAACAGUGAUCUACUUAGCUUUUCGGGAGCUUUCAGGAGGGGUUUGAGGAGGGGGAUUUUUUUCUACUUUUUUUUUUUUUUUUUGCGUGCCUCGCAUUACGUGCCUGGAUAGUUUGUGGAUAUAAUUAUUGACUGGAAUCUGGGCUGUUGCAGUAUAUGUCGGGGGGGGAGAGAAAGGGAUAAAGGAGAAAAGAAAUCCUCCCCCCCCCUUCCGCUCAGCCUCCUUUCCCCCCACGUUUUUCCCUAUGGUGGUGGUUCGGACAUCUCCUCUAUUGAAUGAACUGGAAUUGUUUUCGGUGUGAGUAUGAUGGUUGCUGUUACUUUGUGAUGAGAUUGGGAAUGAAUCGUGCGGUUUAAAGAUGCUGCUUUGGAUUCUGUUGCUGGAGACGUCUCUUUGUUUUGCUGCUGGAAACGUUACAGGGGACGUUUGCAAAGAGAAGAUCUGUUCCUGCAACGAGAUAGAAGGGGAUUUGCACGUAGACUGUGAGAAAAAGGGGUUUACCAGCCUGCAUCAUUUCAGCGCCCCAACUUCCCAGUUUUACCAUUUAUUCCUGCAUGGAAAUUCCCUGACUCGACUUUUCCCUAAUGAGUUUGCUAACUUUUACAAUGCAGUCAGUUUGCACAUGGAAAACAACGGUUUGCAUGAAAUUGUUCCCGGGGCUUUUCUUGGGCUGCAGCUGGUAAAACGUUUGCAUAUAAACAACAAUAAGAUCAAAUCGUUCAGGAAGCAGACUUUCCUGGGGCUGGACGAUCUGGAAUAUCUCCAGGCAGAUUUUAAUUUAUUAAGGGAUAUUGACCCGGGAGCAUUUAGGGAUUUAAACAAGCUGGAGGUGCUGAUUUUAAAUGACAACCUCAUCAGCACCUUACCUGCCAACGUGUUUCAGUAUGUGCCGAUCACCCACCUCGACCUCCGGGGAAACCGACUGAAAACCUUGCCUUAUGAGGAAGUCCUGGAGCAGAUCCCAGGCAUUGCUGAGAUUCUGCUGGAGGAUAACCCAUGGGACUGCACUUGUGAUCUGCUAUCCCUGAAGGAGUGGCUGGAAAACAUACCCAAAAAUGCUUUGAUCGGCCGAGUCAUUUGUGAAGCUCCUACGAGGUUGCAGGGCAAAGAUUUGAAUGAGACCACAGAGCAAGAGCUGUGCAGGAAAAACAGAGUGGAUUCUAGUCUAGCUGCUCCCCCUGCCGAAGAAGAAACCUGUGAUCCUGGUCCCAUUCCAACCCCCUUCAAAAUACACGGCAAAGAAGAUCCUGCCACUACCGGAUCUGCUCCAAACGGAGGUACAAAAAUCCCAGUCAACUGGCAAAUCAAGACCCGACCCACAGCUGCGGGUUCCACAAUGAGCGUGAAGAACAAGCUACCGGCUAGCAUGCCCUGCCCGGAGAUUUGUAGCUGUGAUCAGAUCCCUGGCUCGGGUUUAAAGGUUAAUUGCAACGAAAGAAAUGUGAGCAGCUUGGUGGCUUUGAAGCCCAAGCCGUCCAAUGUGCAGGAGCUGUUUCUGAGAGACAACAAAAUACACACCAUCAGGAAAUCCCACUUUCUGGAUUACCGGAAACUUAACCUAUUGGAUCUGGGGAACAACAACAUCGCGACUGUGGAGAACAACACCUUCAAGAACCUGUUCGAGCUCCGGUGGCUCUACAUGGAUAGCAACUACUUGGACACGCUGUCCCGCGAGAAAUUCACAGGGCUGCAAAACCUGGAGUAUCUGAACGUGGAGUUUAACGAGAUCCAGCUGAUUCAGCCCGGCACCUUCAAUGCAAUGCCCAAGCUCCGUGUCCUAAUCCUGAACAACAACCUCCUGAGGUCCCUCCCUGUCGAUGUGUUCGCGGGGGUCUCGCUUUCCAAGCUGAGUAUACACAAUAACUAUUUCAUGUACCUCCCCGUGGCGGGGGUGCUGGACCAGCUCACUUCCAUCACCCAGAUAGAUUUACAUGGCAACCCCUGGGACUGCUCCUGCCCCAUUGUGCCUUUCAAGCAGUGGGCAGAGCUGCUGCGCCCCAAGGUGGUCAUGAGCGACCUGAGGUGUGAAUCCCCAGAAGAUUUCUUCAAGGAGGACUUCGAGUCCCUCUCCAACGACGUCAUUUGCCCGCAGCUCAAAAUCUCGCCCACCGCCAGUUCCAAUAGCAAAAACAGCACGGGAUUGGCAGAGACAGGGACUCACGCCAACUCCUACCUAGAGACCAGCCGGGUCUCCAUUUCGGUGCUGGUCCCAGGACUCCUGCUGGUCUUUGUCACCUCCGCCUUCACAGUGGUUGGCAUGCUCGUGUUUAUCCUGAGGAACAGAAAGCGCUCCAAGCGGAGGGACGCCAACUCCUCUGCCUCGGAAAUCAAUUCCUUACAGACAGUCUGCGAUUCGUCCUACUGGCACAACGGCCCCUACAAUGCAGACGGAGCCCAUAGGGUGUAUGACUGUGGCUCCCAUUCGCUAUCAGACUAAGAGCUGGGGCCGGAGAGGGGGGGAAAAAACCAAGUAGGAAAUCAAUUCAAGUUCGCAGCGAGCAAGCAACUCAGUGGUUAAAGCGUCCCUGAGCUGCGCAUUGCUGGCUCGCCUGCUAACGUCACUGCUCCACACCGAUCAGGGACGGUUCUGAACCUCUGCUCCCUUCCGUGCACAUAACACCCCCGGGCGCGCAAAAGCCAACGCUGCGGCGUAUUUCAGUGAGCGAAGGCCGGGGCUCUCCACGCACCCUUUCAAGGUAGCCCCACUGAAGCGGUGCUUCGGGCAUCGGACUGCGCAUUGCCCUAGCGUGCAAUGGAAAGCCAGGAGCCACUUGGUGCAAGUCUUGCAGGGGGCCCCAUUGUUUUGCGGAUUAGCCCCAUGUGGGCGGGCGAGGGGGGAGGGAACCCAGCUGGUGGCCUCCUCCCCCCCGAUAACGCAGCGAGAGUGAAACGUUGCACGAAGGCAUGAAUGUAAUGUAAAUAGACGACUGAUUAAAACAAACACAAACAGUGCUGCAUGGCUCGCAUGGAUACAACGCACCCCAAGGACGCUCCUCCAGCACCCAACUGGAAACAGCGUCUAGUUCACACCACCAUCCCUCUUACCUGAUAAGUCCCAUCGUAUCAAACUUUCUAUAUACAAAAUACAGUAUGAUAAAUAAAAAAGUGCCAUUUCGCCAUAUUUUGUGUGAUCGGUAGGCAGUAGAUAGAGAUCGUACUUUUACUGUGGAAACAAAUGUAAAGCUUUUCUUUAAGGCAUAUUUGCAUGGAUAGUCUCAUUGGUUCAUUUUCUGAGUUGGGGGGAGGGGAUUUACUUUGUUGGGCGAAGUUUUGUUUUUGGUUCGGUUACCGCUUUUUUCUUUUUAAAUAUACACCUCCAGCAAUGCCUUUCCACCUGAAUGUAAAAUUUAGUACCCUUGAUUUCUAUUAUGGUAACCGUGUAAACAUUAAAGAGAAAUCCGAGGCAGUUAAGCAUGACCAAUUAAUGUCACUCGAGUGCUUAGGCUGCAGAGUUUAAUGGUAGACAAUUCUGUGCUGUUGUAAAUCUUACUCUAACUUGAGGAAAUCAGAACUGAGGAAGCAAGUGAAACUUACUAAUUCUAUUCGAGGAUUUUAUAAUGGCAUAUUUUUUCAGUAUUAAAGUGAAAAUGUUUUCAACUCCGGGUCCUUACCAUUUUUCCAGCACCAGUUUUUGCAAGAGCUUUGUCUGGUUCAGGGGGUAAUAUUCUGCUUUCAAGUCUGAGUAUCUCUCGCUUUCUCUCUUCCCCAUCGCACCAGCCUCCUCAAAAUGUAAAUACCACACAACACUUCUUCUCUGGUUUUUAAUGCAUCAGUGAAUUCCUUUAUUAAUACAGAGCAUCUCGCUGCUGCUGCUGCUGCUGCUGCUGCACACACUGCAGAUAUAUUAGAAGUGCAAGUGGAAAUUGGAGUUAAUUGAUUCUGUCUCAUUAAGCCGAGUCUAGAUUUCACUGGUCAGCAUUUUAGACCCACACGCUGUCCCGGUGACUGGCAGCCGUGUCUGCUACUGGCUUGAGUAGCUGCCGGGAACAGGGAAACUAAUUAACCAAGGGACUUUCCCAUUCCCGGCCCCAGUAGCUGAGACUUUUAGUAUUAACACUUGAACUAAAUACACGUAGGCGGAUGCUGUCCAACCUCAAACGGAUCUCCUUUGAUUCCUUCCUUUUAUUAGGCCGUGUACCUUCCCUAAAUGAUACAUGUAAAGAUAGGAGGCCGGGGCAAACCAAUUGUAACUCAAAGCUCAAGUCCCAGGGGAAAGAAGAAAAAAAAUCUGUCAUGUUGCUUCUGGCUUUCUCCAGGCAGAGAAUCCUUUUAAAGAUUAACACACUGUAAGGUACGAGCUAACCUGCUAAUACUGAUUCAGUAGACUUUAUAGGAAAUGUCCACCUUUGGAAUAUGUGGUGGGAAAACAGACACGGUUUUAAACCCAUACAUAGUGCAGCUGAUACAUACCCAUUUUACAGUGGUAGAAGCCUAACAACUAUUCUAGCAUAUUUUAAGUGAGGCAGAUAGUUCUUCUGACCUACGAUCAUUGUUAUGGAAGGAUGAGUAGCUUCCUACAAGAGGUCUGAUAUUUUCUUUCAUAUGGUUUGUACUAAGUUUUCGUAAUACAAUACUUUAAAAAAACCCAUUACAUCAGGGGCCUUCACUAUUUCUGAUCACUUCUCCUUUGCUAUAAUGAUUGUUCUGCCAGAACAUCCUGUGUUACACAAUAUGAUGCAGCAGAGUCACCAGAGUCAUUUGAAUGUAUACAUCUCAGUUUAUUUUUUUUAAAAGUUUAAAAGGUGUUUAAAUGUGAAUUAAAACACCUCUUUAUGAGGACAUCAGCUUCAGUUAACAGAGGAUACAGCAGGCCUUCCUGAAUAAUGUUGGGUUGUAAUACAAUCAGUAAAAACUAUGAGGA
Molecule: messenger RNA, 8356 nt
Organism: Pelodiscus sinensis (Chinese soft-shelled turtle)
Lineage: Eukaryota; Metazoa; Chordata; Testudines; Trionychidae
Gene: SLITRK1
Product: SLIT and NTRK like family member 1
Biological process (GO): positive regulation of synapse assembly; axonogenesis
Cellular component (GO): GABA-ergic synapse; glutamatergic synapse; postsynaptic density membrane
Molecular function (GO): protein binding
Source: RefSeq, a predicted model, not a curated record